AUGUUGUCUCUUUCAGAAAAAGCCUCUUUCAUUUUGGAAAGUAAAUUUGUAACUCCUCAGAAGCAAGCAGCAGAGGUGACUCCCUAUCUUUGCACACCAGACACCUUUAAGUCACCUAUGAACUUUUCCACUGUAACUGUAGAGCAGUUGGGAAUUACACCUGAAAGCUUUGUGAAAAACUCUUCAGGCAAGUCAUCGUCCUACCUUAAAAAAUCCAGACGCCGCUCUACUGUUGGUGCUCGGGGUUCUCCUGAAACAAAUCAUCUUAUUCGUUUCAUUGCUCAGCAGCGGAAUUUGAAAAAUGCAGCAAAAUCUCCUUUAGUGCACAGUUCCCCUUUUCAGAGCAGCCCUGGUCUAUAUCGAAAUGUCAAUUCUUUAAGGGAGCGAAUAUCCGCCUUCCAGUCAGCUUUUCACUCCGUAAAGGAAAAUGAGAAAAUGACUGAAAUCUCAGAGGCAGAAGGAGAGUUUGAGACAACAGACCAGACCAAAAAACGAAGUGUUGGUGAGUGUCAACAGUGUGAGUUCCCUGCAAAGUUGUCAUCUAAACGUCGGAGACUAUCCUCUCAGAGCAACUCUGAAGAGAGUCUGACUGAUGUGCUUGACCUCCAGACCUUCAGUGCUGUUACUUCUGCUGAUACAGACAGAGCAUGUGCUGCCGAGACGUCGCUUGCCGAGUUUUCUGAGAAAUCUUCUGAGUCUUGUUUAACACAGUCUGGAUAUUUGGUUGAAGAGCCUGUUCCAUUUUUAAAUCUCAGAGAGGCUUCUAGUGGAGUCAAGGUUGUGACCUGUGCAGAGGACAGAGAAGCAAGUGCCGCAGUUUCCCUUGGCAGAGUCAGCGAAGUGAGCACAGACACAGGCCCUGGAGUCAAGUCCGCAGUUGCUCCAUUGUGCAAGAGAGACAUUCCAUCCUCGGAACCCUUUGUACUUCGUUCUGUGCUGAAGAAACCCUCCGUGAGACCAUUUCAAGAAAGCUUGCAGGAACACUGUGACAACCUCUGUGAAGGUGGGACUCAUCCAAACUUAACUGCAACCCUUGUGAACUGUUGCAAAGAACAAAAGGCAGACGGUCAAGAAAAUUAUAAAGUACCAGCCUUUCUAAAUAUGAGGAAGAGGAAGAGAGUCACUUUUGGAGAGGACUUAAGCCCUGAAGUAUUUGAUGAGUCUUUGCCAGCAAACACCCCAUUGCGCAAAGGUGGAACACCUGUUUGUCAGAAGGACCUCAGUGGCCUCCGUCCCCUGCUACUCGAUCAGUCUCCAGUUCCCGAACAGUUACUGCAGCCAAACUUUGAUGACAAAGGGGAGAAUCUCGAGAACAUAGAACCUCUGCAGGUGUCAUUUGCAGUUCUGAGUCCACUUAGUCAGUCUUCAAUCUCUGAGACACUUUCAGGCACUGAUACCUUUAGCUCCUCAAACAACCAGGAGAAAAUGUCCACUUGUAAAGUUGGUACAGUAACACGGACCUCUAAGAGAAGAAGUCAAUUGAUCAGUUUUACAGAAGAGACUGUUUGCAACUUACUUAACACAGAAGCCCAACCUUGUAAAGAAAAGAAAACUAGGAGGAGGAAAUCUCAAGAAAACCAGGGCAAAGCUAGAGCACCUCCCAGAAGGAGUCAGGCUUUAAAAGGCUGCAGAAAGAAGAAGGGAAAGGGCAAGAAAACUGUUCAGAAGUCUUUAUACGGAGAAAGAGACAUUGCUUCGAAGAAGCCCCUCCUGAGUCCGAUCCCUGAGCUGCCCGAGUCCUCCGAGAUGACACCUUCAGCUCCCAGCACCCGAAGGCUGGGUUCAGAUGAUUUCAACUCAGAUGGUGAACUGGAAGAAGCGCAAGUUCUUAAAAGAAAGAAUCAUUUGCCUCAGAAUUCAAGCGAUGCCCAAUUUAAGGUUUUUAACCCGCACGAAGUGUCUGAAUUCUGUAGCUCCAAUAUGCAAAGCUACUUGCCUCUUGUUAGUGAUACUCUUGAUCAAGAUGCAAAUAUAAAUACUAUAGAAGUUAAUGGAAAUAAAAAUAUUCCAAACGCAGAAAUUAAGUUGGAAAGUGAAAAUGAACUCCAGCCUGGGGCAGAGCAUGGAAACAGUCAGAUUUCUUGUACUGUGAUGGACCAACACAUCAUGUCAGACUAUUCAAAAACUGGUUUUACUGAGCAGUCCCAGGAAUUUGUUGCUGGGCAAAAUGUGGGAAAUCCUUUCCAAAGUUUUAAAAUUUCAGAAGAUAAAAACAUAAAAUGUGAAAAACAGGAUGACUUACUAGCUUCCGAAGGAGAACUGCACCCCCAGCAUUUAAUGCUUGACUCACUAAAAGAAUUUGAUUGUCCAGACGGUGUCAGCAUUGACAGUAUAAAAGAAAGCCAAAGUGGAAGGGAGGAAUUGGGAAGAAACAACCCCAAAAGUAGCAGUAGUGUGAGUGGUAGAGAGAGGAAGCAGAGACGACGCUCUGUGUGCUACUCCCACGGCCAGAGUUUGUAUUGGGAGAAAAACGAAAAUCACCAACCGUGUGUGAACGGCGCUAUAGAAGCUGGCUUAGAAAAUGACGAAGUGUAUAAAGAGCUGUCUGACUGCAUAGAGCAGACCUUCCAGAGGACAAACAGGGGCACACAGGUCAGGCGGAGCACCAGGCUGCAAAAAGAUUCAGAAAAUGAAGGGCUUGUGUGGGUUUCCCUUCCCCUUCCUGCUGCUUCCUGCACGUCCCAGAAAACCAAAAGGAGAACCAUAUGUACAUUUGACAGCAGAGGGUUGGAGAACCUGUCCUCCAGAAAAGAAACUCCAUCCUCUAGACAGAAACCGUGGAUGCCGCCCUCUGACCUGGGGAAGGAGAACAGUGCGGGCGUGACUGCCAUUUUGUCCGACGUCCCAGGCAAGAGGAGGAAGAGCUUCUGUACAUCCACACUUUCAAGUACUAAAAAUACUACUCAGGCAAAAUCCUACAAACAGAGAACCUCUCUCAGCCAGAAGCGAGAAAACUCUCUAAAGGACCUAUCAGAGGUGUAAAGACAACUGACGUUUGUUGCUGACACUUGA
Messenger RNA from Condylura cristata (star-nosed mole), 3012 nucleotides. RefSeq names its product cell division cycle associated 2 (gene CDCA2). Gene Ontology annotation, cellular component: nucleus; chromosome. Lineage: Eukaryota; Metazoa; Chordata; Mammalia; Eulipotyphla; Talpidae. The record is from RefSeq and is a predicted model, not a curated record. Gene Ontology annotation, biological process: regulation of mitotic nuclear division; regulation of chromosome segregation. The transcript is spliced from 13 exons. Bases 1 to 2982 code for a protein of 993 amino acids.